Messenger RNA from Saccostrea echinata, 5904 nucleotides. Its product is annotated as sperm-associated antigen 1-like. The transcript has 23 exons. Lineage: Eukaryota; Metazoa; Mollusca; Bivalvia; Ostreida; Ostreidae. The record is from RefSeq and is a predicted model, not a curated record. The coding region runs from base 25 to 3627 and encodes 1200 amino acids. Gene Ontology annotation, molecular function: heat shock protein binding. Gene Ontology annotation, cellular component: cytosol; mitochondrion.
GAACACUUUGAGAGGAUUUCCAAAAUGUCUGCACAGGACAAUCCUUUGUUAAACAUGGGUACUACAAAGAAAUAUGAUAUUCCUGUUGCCCAUUUAGAUUACAAGUACAUUGAUGAAUGUAAUGAUGUCAAAUAUCUGGAGAAGAUACUCAAAGUAUUAAGGUCUGGCUCAGAAGGAAGGUACCCAGAAAUGGAGAAGCAGUGUGAAGAUAAGAUAGAAAAACUUAAUCCUGCUAGCCGGAUUCUGAGAAAAGACAAUCCAGUGAAGAAGAUAAGUGACAUUGAUCGAGAUGAAGGCCAUUCUUUGCAGAAAGAUCUUCAGAAUUGGACAUCUGAUAUAAAGGAAAUGGAAGGAUCGGUCAAUGGAGUUUCCGAAUUUGAUAACGAGAAUCUUCCACCAAUCAGAUCAGGAGCCAUAUCUAUGAGUGGAAAACCAAUCCAACCUGAGAAAGACAAAGACAAGAAAAAGCCAGCCAUGCCUCGCAGCUACAAAGAAUGGGACAAGUUUGAUGUUGACAAAGAAUUGGAAGCUGCAGAAAAAGAUAAACCCAGAGAGAAAGGCAAAUCCUCAGCACAGCCUGUUAUAGAGGAUAUCAUAGACUCCACAGGAAUGUCAGAGAGGGAAAAAGAAAUGAAGGCAAACAGAGAAAAAGACAAAGGGAAUGAGGCCUUCAGAUCUGGAGACUAUCAAGAGGCAAUAUCUUACUAUUCCAGAAGUAUAUCCCUUCUGCCUACCCCACCCUCCUACAACAACAGGGCCCUGGCUUAUUUAAAGACUAAGGAAUGGCUAAAGGCAGAAACAGAUUGUGACAAAGUUCUCUCUUGGGAGCCUAAAAAUAUCAAAGCCUUGUUGAGGAGAGGAUCUGCUAGAAUGGGAAAGAAAUGUUUUACUGAGGCCAUGACAGAUUUUAAGUAUGUGCUGGAGCUAGAACCCAAGAACAAAAGAGCACAGGAACUUAUUGAGGACCUGAAGAAGGCAGAAGUGAAAGUGGAGGAGGAAAAGAAGCAGAGGAAGGAGAAAGGGAGGAGGAUGGUCAUUGAGGAGGUCGAAGAAGAUGAAGAGUCAGCUGAUGAGGAGAUUGUAAUUGAGGAGGUGAGUGUAGAUGUAGAGUCAGCUGAUGAGGAGAUUGUAAUUGAGGAGGAGAAGAGUUUUGAAAAGAAGAAGGAAUCAGUCAGUGUUAAAUCUCAGGAAAUAAACAAAAACAAAAGUUCCAGUGUAAGCAACAAAAAAGAAGAAAAACCAUUGGUUAAUGGUUUUCAUGAAUCCUCAAAUCAGAAAAGUGAUAAAAAAGAUAUUUGGGAAGAGGAAGAAGUACCUUUCAAAGACAGUCAAGACUUUAUGACACUAAAAACAAAGCCAGAAGUAGUGGAGAACACUAGUGAAAGUGAAAGUACACAGGCAGUACCUUCACAAAAUUCCAUUCAGCAAAGUGAAUCUAGUGGGCCUACACCUCCAGAGAUUGAAAAUUCUGAAAAUGAGAACAUUGCCAAUGCCUCAUUAGAAGGUACACGGAUAGAAAAGGAACCAGAGUCUAGUGGUGCAGUGGUAGCAAAGCCACCCGAGGAGGUGGCUCUAGUGAGACCAGUGUUUAUACAACAUCCAUUACCUGGUCCCAUUGCUAAACUCAGAGAGGAGGGGAACCAGUUGUUCAGAGAGGGUCAAUAUGGGGAUGCAAUACAGAAAUAUACUGAGGCCUUAAAGAGGCUCCAGAAAGAGAAAACAGAUCAAAUUGUGAACAAAUCCUUGAUUCACAGUAACAGGGCAGCCUGCUAUCUGAAAACAGGGGAUUGUGCUACAGCUGUAAAAGACUGCACCUCCUCACUAGAGCUGGUGCCACAUUCUAUAAAACCUCUGCUACGACGAGGAAAUGCCUUUGAAUUAUUAGAAAAUUUCAGGAAGGCCUAUAUCGACUACAAACAUGUUCUAAAUAUAGACAGCAGCAUAGACAUUGCUCAUCAGGGCUCAUCCAGGUGCCACAGUCAUCUCAAAUCAGUGGAUGGUCCACAGUGGAGAGAAAAGCUACCUAAAAUCCCUUCUGUUUUACCCUGGGAGAUCCCAGACAUAAGGACCCCAGAGGGAGCCUCAAGUGCUCCUCCCACAUUGUCAUCAGUUUCCUCAUCAUCUCAGAAAUCAUCAUCCUCAUCAUCACAGCCAUCAUCAGCCACAUCAUCAUCAUCAUCAGGAAACAAGAUACCCAGUGAUUCACCUACAAAACUUGUGAAGGAGGAGUCAUUUGAUGAGAUUAAGAGCAGAGGGAAUGAGCAUGUGAAAAAUUCCAAGUUUAAGCCAGCUAUAGAGUGCUACACUCGCUGCAUAGAGUUAGAUCCCAAACAAACCGUCAGUUACACCAAUAGGGCGCUCUGUUACAUACGAAUCAAUGAACCAGAGAAAGCGGAGCUAGACUGUACCACGGCUUUGUCUUUAGAAGAGGACAAUGUAAAAGCUCUGUUUAGGAGGGCACAGGCCAAAAAGAUGCUUAAGAAGUUCAAAGACAGUUUAAGUGAUUUAGUUCACUUACUACGAGUUGAUAACAAAAAUACAGCUGCCAAACGAGAAUUAGAACUGGUCAAGGACUACUGGCGAGAGGAAUUAAAGUCACGACCCCCUCAAAGCUCCAGCAGUGAUUCAAAUGAAGACGAGGCAAAGCCAUCCAAAGAAGAUAAGACAUCAAAGGUGAAAGGUCAAUCAUCAAUCAAUCAGAAGUCUUCUCAGUCCCAAACAAGUUCAAAAAGCAGUUUACCAAAAGCUAAACAUCAGGAAGCUAGCAAGAGUGAAGAGAAGCCUGAGCCAAAGAAGGGGAAACAGAAAACCAGGAAGCGGAUGGUUAUAGAGGAAGUAGACUCAGAAGAAAAACAAGAAGAGAAGAAACAAGAAACUCCAAAAGAGACACAAAAAGCAUCAAAUCAGCCCAAUGUAAAACAAACAACCCACAGUCAGGAAUCUGGUGCCAAGUCUAAACACACUGGUUCAUCUCCUAGUCAACAACCUGGUGCCAAGUCCAAACAAGCAGACCCUCCAAGUCAUCAAGAACCAAAAUCUAAAAAGAAAGGCAAGAAGAACAAGUCAACAGUGGAACAAACAUCAUCUCAAAGAUCUUCAGAACCAUCAUCAGCUACUUCAGAAAAAUCCUCAACAUCACAAAAUUCAUCUUCAAAUCCGGUGUCUCCCAGCAAAGCCAGUCAGAAAUCCAGUAUUAAACCUACCAGUACCGGACUUCCGGUGGUGCCCCCGGCUGCACCAAAGUUAGAGAAGGCCACUCCGUACGAGUUCAUUCAGGCCUGGAAUUCCUUGAAGAAUGUGACAGAUACACAGCCCUAUGCUGAUUUAUUAAGACAGAUUCCUCCUAAAGAUCUACCUCAAGUUAUUAGCAAUAAACUUGAUGGGUCAAUGCUGAACAAAAUCACCAAGUGUGUGGCAGAGAAAUUCCUCACCCAAGGUGAUCUGGAUUUGAGCUACAAUGUUCUCCAUCAUUUAACUAAGGUUCCCCGAUUUUCCACAAUAGCAAUGUUUUUGUCUCCAGCUGAAAAGAAAGAUAUCCAGACGGUCAUUUCAAAUCUACAGAAAUCCCCCUCCGGUCUCUUUGGUAACAAGGAGUUGUCCAGUCUGAAGAAAGAAUAUGGUCUUUAAUUGAACAAGCAAUUUGAAAAUUAUACAGAAUGAGUGUUGAAAUAAUUUCUUAAUUUUUUUUUAAUACUACUAUUAUUCAGGUAAGGUUUUGACAAUUUGUGUGCAAAAAAUUUUUUCACUGAAAAUUUGGAUUUUACAUGUAAUGAUAUGCUGAUAUUUGAAAAUGAUUGUUUAUACAGUAAAACUUAACUAAUCCGGAUGUUGUGUAUUCUGAAAUCGUGUCUUAUACGAUGUCAACUUUAAGUCCCAUUUAGUAAAUUCAGUUGGUUAAAAUGUUGUUUAAUCUGGAAUGUUGUCUAUUCCGGCCAAUUUCUUCGGAACCAUUGGUGUCUGGAUUAGACAAGUUUUACUGUGUAUAGCUUGCAUAUACAUAUUUUUACAUGACUGCACUCUUUAAAACACGACUGCACUUUUGAAUCUGGUUCAUGUGUGUUAAACAUAGACCUUGAACUGACAUAAUAUGCAUUGUUUGUUAUAAAAUUUUUCUAUAUAUAUAUCAAGCUGUAGAGAAUGCAUAAGAAAUGUUUUAAAUGAUCCAAUGUUAUGCAAUCUGUAGAACUCCCCUGUGAAUCAUUACGAAAAAUUAUGUGCUUAUUUGUAAUUGCUGUUAAGAGUUCAGAUUUUUUAGAAUGGUAUAACUUUCUGUGAUGUAAUUAUGAAUAUAGUGUGCGGUUGUUACAAAUGCUGCUCUAAUUUUAUGAGACUGUUUUUUCUCUCAAUUUUUUUAGCUUCACGUACCUCUCUAGAGAGAACACCGCAGGUGUUUGCCAUACUUUAUCUUAUUCAUGUGUGGUAUUUACUGUCUUGGCUCGGUAAUUACUUCCCUAAUUAAUUAAUUAAUUUCCAUAUUAUAUUUCUUUUGUUCCCUUCAUCAGAGUUGUCUUUUGACAUUAAAUUUUUUGAGACAAUGAGUAACAUCAGAAAAACUCCUGGUUUUUAGGAGCAUAAUGUUUUUUCCCCUGUUUUGUUUUGUUGUAUUGCUCAUUUUCACACUGUUUUAGUAGAUAAUUGUCUGUUAAGAUGUAUUAAAUGUAAGAAAAAGUGUCUGUCACUUCUAUAAUAAGCAUAUUUACUAACGAAUUAUUAAUGGUUAUGAUUCAUUUAAAAAAAAAAUAUGUAUACAAGUUUUGGUUGGAUUUUCAAUUUGUUGAUAAAAAUACAAUACUGUGAUAACACUUUUUAUUUUGUGUUCCAUACAACAUAUAUUCUUAUUGGAAAGCAGGUUCUGUAUUAAAUAAGAAUAAGAUAAUAUUGAAGAUAAAUUAUAUGUAUGAAAAAUUGCUUCAUGAGUCCACCUCAGUGAAAAAUCCUUAUUUUCAAUUAUUGUGAACAUCUUCAAGUCUGAGUUUGUUCAUUAAGGAAGUGAGAGAGGACUUUAUACAUUUAUUUUCAUUUUUAACAAAUUAAUUAUUAUGGUUAAUUGUCAGCUUAAACAACAUGGUAUGAUGAUACAUUUUAUAAUUUAUCUAAUUUUGACAUGAAGUCGAAGAUAUCUUGAGGGUCAUUUUUGUAAUUAUCAAAAUUCAUUUCACUCCUGUAUGAAAUGUUGGAAAAGCAUUCUCUCUUCAAAAAUGAAUUAACCUUUAGAAAACAUGCACAUUCAUUCAUUCAUUUUGUUUUAUAAAAUUUCAACAGGAAAUACCAUAGUAAGGAUAGGGUCAUCAUGAUAAUUAAUGAUUGUAAGUGUUCAUAUAAAAAAAAAUGUGUUGAAAAGCAUAGGGGAUUUUUUUUUCUCUUUUCAAUUAGACCAAUGCAGGAUACAUGUACAUGUAGCAUUUUCACAUUUGAAUUUGAAUCCUAAGACAUUCAGAAAUUUCACAGAACAUUUUUGAGUGUACAUACAGUUAACUAUAUGUUCAAAGGUAAAAAUAGUUAUUACUUAGCUGUGUGGUUCAUUUAAAUGUCAACAUUUUUGUACUUUUGUUUCAAUGUUACUUGAAGAUUCUUUAGUUAUAUUUUUAACAACUAUGUUAUACCCAUAUCUGUUUGCUACUAACAAUAUGUGAUAUAAACUUUCAGGUGGACUUGCAUGUUGAAUGUCCCAAUAUUGAAUACUUGAGUGGCUUUGGUAUUUUUGACAAUAUUUAUUCUUGUUAAAUGGAUUCUCAAAAGGAAUUCUUGAUUGGAGAAAAAAGCAAUAUUUUUUUUGAGGGAAUAAAAGUUCUAUGAGGAGUGUGUCUGUCUGUCGGUUUGUUGUCACAAUUUGCCUUGUGUUCAUCUUUUUGUCAUAUCAUAGAAAAUAUUGUCUUUGAAUGACAUUAAACAUUUAAUCAAGUG